UUUUUAUGUUUAAAGUGCACGUUUCUCUUCUCAACGGGCUGCGCAAUAAUUAUUUUAUGACAAAAUUCGAUUAAUAUCGGUUGACUAAUGCGUAAAAUUACGCAGUUCGAUAAGAAAGUAUGGCACUUGUGGAAAUAUCAUUUACAUUUGCCAGGCGAGGAUUGCGAUAUAUAUUCGAUAUGGAAUUUUCGUCCCGAAGCCACAUGGAGGACAGUGAAGAAGUUUUUUGGUGAAAGUGCUUCUUGUAAGGCUCAUUGGUUCCCCAUCGUUUAUUGGACCGUCCUCGCACUUAGUAUUAUGGGUUCAAUCUACAGUGCAAGUGAGUUUGCUCGCUUAUUUUUGGGUAAUCGCAAACAAGUGACGAUGUGGCGAAGGCGAACAUAUUAUGUACUACCGUAUUCAGUGUUAAGAAAAUGCCGACUUGUGGGCGCUUUGAUUAUGCUUAAUGUCUGGCUCCUCUUGUUCUACGCAAUUAUUAAUGUCUCUUCCGUUCUUAUGAUGCCCUGGUUAAUCAUAAAAUUGUUUACAUUGGGCCUGGAGUUUGUCUAUUGGUUACUCGAAAUGUUAUUUGGAUCUAAUGAAGUGGACGCAAGUGCGGCAAUAUCAUUUUUAUUGCCCGUAAUAACAUAUCAGUGUGUACGUUGUGUGUACAACAUAUUUCUGAAAGCAGUUGAAUUGAAUGACAUUGAAAAUUUACUUUUAUGGAAACGUUGAAAAUGAUCGGAAUCUCUUUGGAAAAACAAUUAAAUAAAUUUAUAUAUAUCUGCAUAAUGUUCUUAUGAUAAUGGCUGAUAACCACCCGCCCCCACCGUUGCAUACUGGUAGGAAGGACAUUUCUAUUCAGAAAAUUUAAAAACUAAAUUGAAAGAAAUUGAAUUUAAAAAAAAAAAAAUA
This is a messenger RNA of Glossina fuscipes, 894 nucleotides long. RefSeq lists its product as uncharacterized. Bases 88 to 714 code for a protein of 208 amino acids. Lineage: Eukaryota; Metazoa; Arthropoda; Insecta; Diptera; Glossinidae. The transcript has a single exon. The record is from RefSeq and is a predicted model, not a curated record.